GACCCCAAGGGCUGUCACCCCUCCGGGGACACCUUUCCCAGGGUGAAGGCUCCUCCUUCCUGACCUGGCCCUGCCCGGGCGCAGGGGGGUCAUUUGGGAGGCCCCCGGACACGAAUGGGGGGACCCCACCGAAUCCAGGGGAGACUCUCGUGGCGCUUCACCAUCAGCCCGCCCCCCCGCUCUCCGCAAGCGGCGGGGACCCCCGGGCACCCCCAGGUCCGCCAUCCUCAUCCCCGGGUGCGGGUCCACACCGAGUGGGGGGUUCCCCAUCCCCAUCGGCAGCUUGACCACGGACCCCCGGCGCAGGCACCCAUCCUGUGACCAGCCUCUCCAUGCGCAGCCUCCAUCCUACUGAAUGCCGUCCCCACCAGAGGCUCAGGAUGCCCCAAGUGCCUCGGUGACCGCGGGGACAGCACCCGCCUGCAGCCGCCGCACCCCAACCUCCCGCAGCGCCCCGCUGGCGGGCGAGCUGUUUUCUCUUGAGACGAGCCCAACCAGGUGAUCAAAAUAGAGUCCUUCAAGGUGACAGUCGACUUCUUGAAGGUGCCCCUGGGCCUGAAGAAACCCCCUCUGAAGGAGGCCCUGGCCGCUGUCCCAAGGCCGGGGAGACCCAAGCCCCUCAGUGUGGAGCGGCACAAGCCCUGGCGCUCCGACAACAUGGACAAUGAGUCGCAGUACUCGGGAUAUUCCUACAAGUCCGGGCAUUCCCGCAGCUCCCGCAAACACAGGGACCGGCGAGAUCGUCAUCGCUCCAAAAGCCGGGAUGGGAGCCGCGGGGACAAGUCAGUGACCAUCCAAGCGCCGGGCGAGCCCUUGUUGGACAAUGAGUCCACGCGGGGGGAUGAGAGGGAUGACAACUGGGGCGAGACCACCACCGUGGUGACAGGGACUUCGGAGCACAGCAUCUCGCACGAUGACAUCACCCGCAUCACCAAGGACAUGGAGGACAGCGCCCAUCUGGACUGCUCCCGGCAUCUGGGUGUCUUGCUGGCCGGGGCGCUGGCGCUUCUUGCCUUCCUCACCCCCCUUGCCUUCAUGCUGCUGCCCCAGCUGCUGUGGCGGGAGGAGCUGGAGCCCUGUGGGACACCCUGUGAAGGGCUCUUCAUCUCCGUGGCCUUCAAACUCCUCAUCCUCCUGCUGGGCAGCUGGGCUCUCUUCUUCCGUCGCCCCAAAGCCUUCUUCCCUCGUGUCUUCAUCUUCCGAGCGUUGCUCAUGGUGCUCGUCUUCCUCCUUGUCGUUUCCUACUGGCUUUUCUAUGGCGUGCGGAUCCUGGACUCACGGGACCGCAACUACCAGGGGGUGGUGCAGUUCGCCGUCUCGCUGGUGGACGCACUGCUCUUCGUGCAUUACCUGGCCGUGGUGCUGCUGGAGCUGCGGCAGCUCCAGCCCCAGUUCACCCUCAAGGCCGUCCGCUCUGCCGAUGGGGCCAGCCGCUUCUACAACGUUGGACAUCUCAGCAUCCAGCGAGCGGCCGUGUGGAUCCUGGAGAACUAUUACCAUGAUUUCCCAGUCUACAACCCUGCCCUCCUCAACCUGCCAAAAUCCGUCCUGUCCAAGAAAAUGUCUGGGUUUAAAGUCUAUUCCCUCGGCGAGGAAAACACCACCAACAACUCCACGGGCCAGUCCCGGGCCGUCAUCGCAGCGGCUGCCCGGCGGCGCGACAACAGCCACAACGAGUAUUACUAUGAGGAGGCAGAGCACGAGCGCAGGGUGCGGAAACGCCGUGCCAGGCUGGUGGUGGCGGUGGAAGAAGCCUUCACCCACAUCAAGCGGCUACAGGAGGAGGACCAGAAAAACCCACGGGAGAUCAUGGACCCACGGGAGGCAGCUCAGGCCAUCUUCGCCUCCAUGGCUCGGGCCAUGCAGAAGUACCUGCGUACCACCAAGCAGCAGCCCUACCACACCAUGGAGAGCAUCCUGCAGCACCUCGAGUUCUGCAUCACCCAUGACAUGACGCCCAAGGCGUUCCUUGAGCGGUACCUGACGGCUGGGCCCACCAUCCAAUACCACAAGGACCGCUGGUUGGCCAAGCAGUGGACGCUGGUCAGCGAGGAGCCAGUGACCAAUGGCCUGAAGGAUGGGGUGGUCUUUGUGCUGAAGCGCCAGGACUUCAGCCUCGUGGUGAGCACCAAGAAGAUCCCUUUCUUCAAGCUCUCAGAGGAGUUCGUGGACCCCAAGUCGCACAAGUUCGUCAUGAGGCUGCAGUCAGAGACCUCUGUGUGAGCUGAAGAGGGAUGGAGAGGGGUUGGGGGGAGACCCUCUCCCUACCCCUCCAUCUCAUCUUCACCAUCUCCGCUGGGGCUCAGGGAGGCCACGGCUCAAGGGCAGAACUGCGGCGGGCACCAGGAAGCAGCACCCAUGCCUGGCUCCAUCACCUACCUGUGAUCGCUCACCCUCGGCUUGGCCAUUGGGGUGGGCUGAGCCCCUUCCUCCUCAUCCUCCCUGAAACCCAGGUCCUUGUAGCAUCCCCCCAGAAGGUGCAACCAGCAGAGGACAGUGGCACAGCCAGGGAGGAGAUGGCGUUUUGGUGCCACAACUCAAGGGCUAACUCUACGUGUUCUUCACCAGCGUCUUCAAGCACCAUCAGGUCCCAAGGAGCUUCUGCGCUUGUCUGAUUUCUACCUGGCAACUGUCCUGGCUCUGGCCUUAAACCACUGCCCAGCAUCUGGGGCUGGUUUUUAAUCCUAGAGAUUAUUCUGGGGACUAUUUUGCAAACACCUCCGUGAUCCAUGGCUGCUAUGAAAACCCCUGGCAUCCAGGACACCAGAGCGGCAAUGCUCCUGGCGGUAGGAACGUCCUCACCUCUCUGCUGAUGGUUUCCACACUCAGCUCUUAACAAAGGCAAGUGAAAAUCUGGUUUAGAAGAGAAGCAGAAGGGAUUUUUCAAGUGGUUUCCCUGCUCCUGAGGUGACCCAUGUCCCUGGUCCCAGCAGCAUCUCCAUGGGGCUUCCUCAUGCUCAUUGGAGCUGUGGCUGUGGGUUGCAAGCAGAGCAGCUUAAAAUGUGUCUUGUGGUCCAAUCCUGGACCUGGAGCCAGUGGUGGAAAUGGAAUGAGGGGUUCCUGGUGAGGAUGAUGAGUGUUUGUGGCUCAAUGAGGUCCUUAAUUAACGUCCCAUGGUGAGAGAUGACCCGUGGUGGUCCCACGAGCAGGGGCUGGCUCGCCGUGGGGAUGCACAAGCUUUUGCCUUCCCUUGGAUUUGUUAAGGUCACAAAUACCUCAUGGAUUUAGUUUCAUUUUGGUUUAAUUUCUAUUUUUCCCUUUGGAUCCCGGAGUCUCGGGGAAGGAGGGCCCGGGGAGAGGUUGUGGCUGGGCAGGAGGGCAUUGGUUUGGUCAUGGUUGGAUUUGGUUUUGGGUUAGUUUGUCCUAAAGCACUCAAAAGGUGUGACGUCAGGGGAGGGCAACGAUGGGCUGGGGUCCUGAUGCCACCUUAGAGGGGCUGGGGCUUUCCCAGCAGGUACGAGGAGCAAACUGAAGAUGCUGAAGGGGUCCUGGGGGGGUCCAAACCCAUCCACGGCUUGGGACCGGCUCCCUCCACUUCCAGGAAAUCUCCAUUUUUCAGGAGUUUCCAAUCCCACCUUCAUGUUCCAGCCUCUUGAGGUCGAAGGACCCAAGUUUCACCCCCUGGUCCGCCCUGCUCCAUCAGUGCUGCCAGCAGGAGCCCAUUUUGGGGUGUUUUAGUGCAAAGAAAAGACUUCAGUGAGCGCAAGCGGGUGGGUUGGCCGGGGAGGGGGGAUUUUUCCACUUGGAGUUUCAGAAGAAUAAACCCUUUUUUCUGGUUCACUUUUGGUUUUGUUCUUGGGGGGUUUUGUUGUUGGAUUUCCGCCGAGCCGAGACCUUGUGCAUGCGUGUAGAAAGUUGUAAAGUGUAAAAUUGUUUUGUUUUUUUUAAUAUAUGAAAAGCUCGUUUUUACAGUUUGCAGUGGCUCGAAGCAGUUCAGCAGUGGUAGGAAGUUUUGUUGGUUGGUUGGUUUGUUUCUUUUUUUCAUAGAGGAACUAAAAUUGUACAAAUUUUUUUUUUAUAUGUAUAUAAAAUAAACCCCUUUUGACUUUUUUUUAUUUAUUUAUUUUCUCUUCCCAUACCCAGCGCUUUGGGGUGAAGCAGCAGGUUUAGGUCUCUGCUUAAGAGAUGCUGCAGUGGCAGGAUGCAACCUCAAGAGAGCACUGGGAGGGAAACUCAUCCUGCCCUUGGAGGAUGCUCGGUGCAGGACAAGGGCUUGGGGUUGGGAGGGGCCAUGGAUUUAGGGUCUAUGGAGCCAGGGAUUUGGGGGUUGAGGGAUCAAGGAUUUGAAGUUUAUGGAAGUCAAGGAUUUGAGCUUUAAAGAGCCAAAGGAUUAGGCUUUAUAGGGGUUGGGGUUUAGGAGGGUACAAAGAUUUAGUGUGUAUG
Strigops habroptila (Kakapo) is the source of this 4383-nucleotide messenger RNA. RefSeq names its product VANGL planar cell polarity protein 2 (gene VANGL2). The transcript is spliced from 9 exons. Gene Ontology annotation, cellular component: plasma membrane. The record is from RefSeq and is a predicted model, not a curated record. Bases 658 to 2223 code for a protein of 521 amino acids. Lineage: Eukaryota; Metazoa; Chordata; Aves; Psittaciformes; Psittacidae. Gene Ontology annotation, biological process: Wnt signaling pathway, planar cell polarity pathway; multicellular organism development; establishment of planar polarity.